This is a messenger RNA of Sphaeramia orbicularis (orbiculate cardinalfish), 1974 nucleotides long. RefSeq lists its product as uncharacterized. The transcript has 2 exons. NCBI's taxonomy places the organism in Eukaryota, Metazoa, Chordata, Actinopteri, Kurtiformes, Apogonidae. The record is from RefSeq and is a predicted model, not a curated record. Bases 560 to 1840 code for a protein of 426 amino acids.
AAAAAUAAUUAAGGAAAUAAAGGAAAUAAUCCAUAAACUGAAAACUGAUGAACAACAUAAUCAUGGAGGAGAACAAAAAUGAACAAAAUAGUGAAGAAAAUGAGCAAAAACAAACAAAAUAAUUAAACAUAUGAACACAAAUGAACAAUGAUAAUAAAAAAAAAGCAAAAAUGAACCAUUACCAUAAUUUAUAACAUAAUUAAUAAAAUGGACAAAAUUGCAUAAAAUCAUCAAGAGAAUAAACACAGUCAUCAGCAAAAUGACAAAAAUUAUUAACAAAAUGAUUAAGAAAUUAAUUAGAAAGUGUUUAGUUUCAGUUGGUGAACCCGUUGAACCUGGAACACACUCGACUGCACAUGAAAAGCAUCAUCAAACUUUAAUCACCACCGUUAUAGACUGAUUAUCAUAAUGACUCCAUUCAUUUACAGAGUUCAUUAUAUAAUCACAGGAACGCACCAGCAAACACUGCAAAAUAUUUAUAUGAGUGGAGAUGUGAGGAACGUCUCCACCUUCAGGAGAUGAUACAAGACAGUCCCACCUUCAUCUGAGGAGCAAUUUAAUGGAGAAGGUGGAGACGUUCAGUUUAAUGGAGAAGGUGGAGAAGGUGGAGAUGUUCAGUUUAAUGGAGAAGGUGGAGACCUUCGGUUUAAUGGAGAAGGUGGAGAUGUUCAUUUUAAUGGAGAAGGUGGAGAUGUUCAGUUUAAUGGAGAAGGUGGAGACAUUCGGUUUAAUGGAGAAGGUGGAGAUGUUCAUUUUAAUGGAGAAGGUGGAGACCUUCGGUUUAAUGGAGAAGGUGGAGAUGUUCAUUUUAAUGGAGAAGGUGGAGAUGUUCAGUUUAAUGGAGAAGGUGGAGACGUUCGGUUUAAUGGAGAAGGUGGAGAUGUUCAGUUUAAUAGAGAAAGUGGAGAAGGUGGUGAUGUUCAGUUUAAUGGAGAAGAUGGAGAUGUUCAUUUUAAUGGAGAAGGUGGAGAUGUUCAGUUUAAUGGAGAAGGUGGAGACAUUCAGUUUAAUGGAGAAGAUGGAGAUGUUCAGUUUAAUGGAGAAGGUGGAGACGUUCGGUUUAAUGGAGAAGGUGGAGAUGUUCAUUUUAAUGGAGAAGGUGGAGAUGUUCAGUUUAAUGGAGAAGGUGGAGACGUUCGGUUUAAUGGAGAAGGUGGAGAUGUUCAGUUUAAUGGAGAAGGUGGAGACGUUCGGUUUAAUGGAGAAGGUGGAGAUGUUCAGUUUAAUUGAGAAGGUGGAGACGUUCAGUUUAAUGGAGAAGGUGGAGAAGGUGGAGAUGUUCAGUUUAAUGGAGAAGGUGGAGAUGUUCAGUUUAAUGGAGAAGGUGGAGACGUUCGGUUUAAUGGAGAAGGUGGAGAUGUUCAGUUUAAUGGGGAAGGUGGAGACAUUCGGUUUAAUGGAGAAGGUGGAGAAGGUGGAGAUGUUCAGUUUAAUGGAGAAGGUGGAGACGUUCAUUUUAAUGGAGAAGGUGGAGAAGGUGGAGAUGUUCAGUUUAAUAGAGAAGGUGGAGAAGGUGGAGAUGUUCAGUUUAAUGGAGAAGGUGGAGACAUUGAGUUUAAUGGAGAAGGUGGAGAUGUUCAGUUUAAUGGAGAAGGUGGAGACAUUCAGUUUAAUGGUGAAGGUGGAGAUGUUCAGUUUAAUGGAGAAGGUGGAAACAUUCAGUUUAAUGGAGAAGGUGAAGGUAGAGAUGUUCAGUUUAAUGGAGAAGGUGGAGACGUUCAGUUUAAUGGAGACGGUGAUGUUCAGUUUAAUGGAGAAGGUGGAGAAGUUCAGUUUAAUGGAAAAGGUGGAGAAGGGGGAGACAUUCCGUUUAAUGGAGAAGUGGAGAUGUUCAGUUUAAUGGAGAAGGUUGAGACGUACAGUUUAAUGGAGAAGGUGGAGAAGGUGGAGAUGUUCAGUUUAAUGGAGAAGGUGGAGACAUUCACUUUAAUGGAGAUAUUGGAGACGUUCGGUUUAAUGGAGAGGGUGGAGAUG